Molecule: messenger RNA, 2813 nt
Organism: Sycon ciliatum
Lineage: Eukaryota; Metazoa; Porifera; Calcarea; Leucosolenida; Sycettidae
Product: protein kinase C and casein kinase substrate in neurons protein 1-like
Exons: 7
Coding region: 380-1639 (419 amino acids)
Biological process (GO): plasma membrane tubulation; regulation of endocytosis; cytoskeleton organization
Cellular component (GO): plasma membrane; cytoplasm; endosome
Molecular function (GO): protein binding; phospholipid binding
Source: RefSeq, a predicted model, not a curated record
AGUUGUACAUGUAUGCAAAGCGGCAUCACUCAUUUCUGCUCUGAUUUGAGCAGUCUUUUGCUGUUUUGGUGUCCAAUGACUGUGUGUGUUCACGCUCCACGCCACUUUACUGACGUGAUUUGGAGUUUCUGUAGUGUCAACAGUGAAGUGAAUAUCUUCGUCCGGAUACCUCCAGCUCGGUAUAUGUAAAGUUGGCAAGAAGUAUCCAGGUGGUCUCCUGCAUACGGCCUGUUUUUCCGUUUGUUGUAUGCAGUCAUUGACUUGACAAUUUCUGUUCCAAGUCACUUGCUCUCGCCCCAGUCGCCGAUUAUUUUUGUCCUAUCACCGGGCUAAAUACUUGUACCAGUAAUAGUAGUAGUAGUAGUUUACAAACUUGCAAAUGGCUGACGGUGGUGAUGAGGAGGUUUCGGCCUCCACCAACAGUUUCUGGGAUGUUGGCAAUUACAGGAAGGUCCUGGAGCGUAUGGACAAUGGUGCAAAGUUGUGUGAUGAUCUCCAUCGGUUGCUGAUGGAGCGUGCAGAGAUGGAACUGAAGUACGCCAAAUCCUUGAAAGUCUGGAAGAAGAGAUGGGAUGAGUUGGUGGAGAAAGGCCCUGACUACGGCACGACAGAAGUUGCUUGGCAAGCUAGUUUGAAUUCGGCGGAGCGCCUGGGUGAUAUUCAUGCUGAGCAUAGAGAGAAGAUCACCACCGAGAUUUUGCCUCAAAUAGUGCAAUGGAAAAAAGACCACUACCACAAAAGCAUGCUGAGCUGGAGGGAAACGAAAACAGCCGAGGAUGGAUUCGAACGAGCUCAGAAGCCGUGGGCAAAGCGGCUAGGGAAGGUUCAGCGUGCCAAGAAAAGCUACCACGCGGCGUGUAGAACAGCUGAGGUACAAAAUCGAACAGUGGCCGAUGCCGAGCGAGAUCCGAACGUUACCACCGACCAAUGCAAGAAGCUCAGGUCGAAAGCGGAGAAGUUGGGAAAAGAUCGGCAGAAGGCCCACGAUAAGUACCAGGACAGAGUGCAAGACAUCACGCUAUACAACGAAACCUACAAAACCGACAUGCGCCGUGAGUUUGAAAAGUGCCAAGAAUUCGAGGGCGAGCGUCUGACGUUCUUCAAGAAGAUCUUCCAGCAGUCGCACAAAGUGCUAGAUCUCUCAUCCAAUCCAUUAGUACCCCAGAUCUUCUCCGACUAUUCGAAUGCGACGGAAGCACUGUCGGUUGAGGACGAUCUUUCCUUCUACUCUCGGCAAAGUGGCUCUGACAUGGGUAUGCAGUGGCCGAUCUUCGAGGAAUUUAAAGAGGUUGACGAGAUGGCCAAGUCUCAAGUUGCGACUCGGCGGUAUGACUCAGCGGCAGUGCAGCCCUCCUCCAGCAAUCAUGCGUCUAUAGCAUCUGCGCCAGUAUCGCACCAAGGCUCAGGGGGCGACGAUGCCGCCUCCGAGUUUGACAACUGUGAUCCUCCCACAGCUCCAGAUGGCGGUGUGCCCGUGCGAGCACUGUUCGACUACGAUGCGCAGGAUGACGAUGAGUUGUCGUUCAAGGCUGGUGACAUUCUGACCAAGGUUGAGGACGAGGACGAACAGGGCUGGUGCCGCGGCCGUCUAGCCGACAAAGAAGGCCUUUUCCCGGCAAACUACUGCGGGCCAAUGUAAUACCGGUGUCACUCUACCACCGCUGUAUGGAGCUCGCAUGCGAAUGAAGGAGAUAAUGAGCUGAUGCAGCCACCGAAUCUCAAGCACUACCCCAUAUCAUGUUUGGGAGUAUCUGGAAGUAGCGAUGCCUUACGUGGCAACGUCCCAACGCCUCACUCAUCGAGAUGCACCCCUGCGUCAACUAUCUAUUGACUUUUUAUGAUUCUUCCUCCGGUUUCUGUACAGGUAUGUAUUCUUUGAAUUAGGUUUGUCCGCCUUGAUUAUCCCAUGCACCUGUUUAUAAUGUGCACUGGGGUUUUAUGCUCACUGCUGUGCUGUGACCUCUAAGGGCAUGGAGUGCUAUUUUGGUGCCGUUUUCACGAUAAAAAAAGCAUCUCCUGCCUGUGUUGUGAUGGCUCGAACAGAUCAGCUCACACAUCAGCAUCCUUUCCUGUUUGACUAUGACAUCAGGAUUUUUAAAGUUAUUGUUCCCUUUCUCUGCCCAAUAUGCAAUAUCAGCAUCUAACACCUUUUCAACUCUCCAUCGGAAAUCUUCUUUUCGGAACUCAUCUGCACCUCCCUUUGUUAUACUCCACUGUCCAGAAUUGUGUGCGCCCUCUCCAGCUAUGGCGCACUAUUGUACUGUGACCUCUGGUUCACAUCUUUACUUUAGUUCUUGAAUCGUCCGCUCUCAUGCUUCGUCAGUAGGCUGCUUGGUCUCCUCUUUUUUUUAACAGUUUCAUGUUUGGCUGGUAGUGGCUGCCUGUGUUCCGUUGAGCGUUUUGUUGUUGCUGGCAACCUGUCCUCUUCGCCUCGUUUCCGUGAGUAUAAUUAUUAUGUUUAGAGUGGUUGUUUUUCCUCUGAUUGCUCCUGCUUCUUACAUCUUCACCGAAAGGUCGGUGAGCUGUGUCGAGUACUUUCCACUCUUCUUUUCUUCGCUGUCUUAACUUUUGCUCCAAGUGUGCUGCUCUUUUUUUGGUAGUUUGUAAUCACACGUCACAAUCGCUUCUGUAGCCAUUUUGUUCUGCCGAUACAGCUCCUAUAUUUACAAUGUAUUGAUUUUAAAUACCAAAUGAUCCCCAGUGUAUUUUGUUGAUUAGACCCUAUAUAGUUUUUACUGGCCUUCUUUUGACAGCAAUGCUGCAUGCCACUUCUGCAUAGGGCGUGAUGGCAAUGCAGUGACUGACUUUCAUUA